Theileria annulata is the source of this 594-nucleotide messenger RNA. RefSeq lists its product as uncharacterized. NCBI's taxonomy places the organism in Eukaryota, Apicomplexa, Aconoidasida, Piroplasmida, Theileriidae. The coding region runs from base 1 to 594 and encodes 197 amino acids. Gene Ontology annotation, molecular function: zinc ion binding; protein-folding chaperone binding. The transcript is spliced from 4 exons. The record is from RefSeq and is a predicted model, not a curated record. Gene Ontology annotation, cellular component: mitochondrion. Gene Ontology annotation, biological process: protein stabilization; protein folding; protein import into mitochondrial matrix.
AUGUAUGCCAUUAGGCGUCAUUUUAAGAUUUUAAUGAAUUAUUCUUUAAAUCAAAGUUUUUCACCUAUUAAAUAUUUAUAUUCUAGUACUUGUUAUCCAAAUUAUCAUUUUAAUAAUCAUAUUUUUAAUUCUUUUCAUUCAUUUACUUCGGAAUCUAAUAAUAAAUCUAUUAAUAAUACUAAUAGUAGUACUGAUAAUAAAUGUGAUAAUACUACUACUAGCAGUAGUACCAAUACUCAUAAUAAUAAUAAUAAUUUGGAAUGUAUUGAAAGUAAUAUUAAGAAUGAUCGCUAUAUCGCUGUAUUUACUUGUAAUAUAUGCAAUAAUCGAACCGCCAAAUCAUUUUCAAAACAAGCAUAUCAUCAUGGUAUAGUAUAUGUAAAAUGUGAAUCAUGUAAUAGUCGUAAGUUAUUACUCAUUAUUAUACACUUGAUAUCUGAUCAAUUGGGAUGGUUUGGUGAGAAGCAAAAUAUUGAAGAGAUUUUAUUAAAGAAAGGACAAGAAGUUUCAAAAAUGGAACUUGGUGAAAAUGUUAGUGAUUCUGAUUUACAACUUAUUCAAUCACUUAAACACAAUAAAUAUUUUAAACAAUAA